GAGCGCCGCGGAGCCGCCAUCGCCGUCGCCAUCAUGCUCGCCGCGGCGGUGCGCAGGUUUGCCACCUCUGCCGUCCGCAGGGGCCACUACGAGGACGGGCCCGGGAAGAAUAUUCCAUUUUCCAUUGAAAACAAAUGGCGACUACUGGCAGUAAUGUGUGUGUUUUUUGGAAGUGGCUUUGCUGCCCCUUUUUUUAUAGUCAGACACCAGCUCCUUAAGAAGUGAAGAGGAUGGAAUGUACUCCUGCUGACUGGCAUUGAAGCCUUCUACACAGCAGCUCUCAAUGGAAAAAGGAUGACUGCAAUUGUGUAACAUGCUGGAUGUGUCUGUAAAUAAAUCUUUAAUCUGACUG
Nothoprocta perdicaria is the source of this 352-nucleotide messenger RNA. Its product is annotated as cytochrome c oxidase subunit 7C, mitochondrial. The record is from RefSeq and is a predicted model, not a curated record. The coding region runs from base 34 to 225 and encodes 63 amino acids. The transcript is spliced from 3 exons. NCBI's taxonomy places the organism in Eukaryota, Metazoa, Chordata, Aves, Tinamiformes, Tinamidae. Gene Ontology annotation, biological process: mitochondrial electron transport, cytochrome c to oxygen.